AUAAUGAAUAAUAUAAAUAAUGAAAUCCACACAAGUAGACAAGUUGGUAUCUUCCAACAACACUCAGAGAUUACGAAAGAAUUCGAAGGACAGAGAGAAGAGGAAAUCCCAGACUGGCUCGUCAGAAAACAAUUCUAAUGAUAAGAACUCUCCCACCAAAGACGCCAAACAAUAUGCAGGAAUCAGUUCAGAAUCAAUUUUCACUUAUGCUGAACAGUCCUCAUAUGAACACUUAUCUGAUGAAGUUUGUGAUACUCUUGCAGAGGAUAUCAACUACAAACUGCGCUACAUAAUACAUGAUGCUUUGACAAAGGCAAGGCUUUGUGGAAGAGAUGCCAUUUCAUCAACAGAUAUAGAGGAAACAUUCAAAAAUUUGUCCAUUGAGAAAGUUUAUGGAGCUCCUAAUGCUCCAAACUGGGUGCAUUCUGGUGAUUUUGGUGAUCAAAGUUUCUUAUAUCUAAAUGACACCAAAGUGAAUCUCAUAGAAAUAGCAGAAAAUGAAAGUGCUUAUUGUCAGCAUAAAUCCAUUUCCUUGACAAAAAAAUGGCUGCCUGACCCAGAACUAUUGCAACCCAGCCAGCUACUCAAAAACUACUUCACCACCAUUUGUCAUACUGUGAUAAGUGAGGAUGUAGAACUAAGACAAAUGGCAUUGAGAGAUAUUAGUGAAAAUCCAAGAAUAGGGCCCAUAAUAGAAUGGUUCUACCACUUUGCCUAUUUUCUGCUCAUCAAAAAUGUUACUUAUGAUUGCCUGACAGAUUAUGCUUUGGACUUGGUGGAAACACUAGAGAAUAGUCCAUUGGGAUUCUCCAAUGUGUCUGAGGUUCAGAUAAAAUUGCUGGUGAGGCUACUGCUGCAAAGAUUAUUGUUGUUUCACACAUCAAAGGAUGUAUUGAAGAACAUGUGUUCAGUUUUGGCAGUUAUCUGUCUGAGGGCCCCCUUGAGGCACAUGGCCAUUGCUAAAAUCAGUCAAAAAUUGAGGGGGAUUGAAGGAGAGAGGAUGUUGGCCAUACUGACUACAAUAUAUUAUCUUGGAAUUGAUGCAGUCAGGGAGGUGUUUCUACCUAAUAUCAAGUAUUUUUUAGAGGCGGUUGUUGAAAAAUAUGAUCCAGAUCUGGUUUAUGUUACUUUGGCUAUUUAUGGUCUGUUGUGUAAAGCAGAUUACAAUGACAACUAUAUUCACAAGCAUUUUGAUGAGGCAGUUGGAAAUUCUCUUGUGAUGUUUUGGAAACCCAUCUACUCCAAAAUUGAUAAAGAAAAGCUUGAAGUGAACUUCAUUGGCAUGAAGACACAACUCAUCAAAACCAGAAGGAAAUUAGACUGUUGGGUGAACCUUCCUCAUGCAGAAAGUUUUGUUGAUGAAGUUUUUGAUAUACCUAAACAUGAAUGUAGAGUAAGAACGAUUAUAUUAGAAAAUUGUGUAGCUUCCAAAGGUUCCAUUAAUGAAAGCUUUGUAACUGUAGGCAAAACUGACUUGUUAUUUAAUAAGAAAAAAUACAGGGCACCCACAAAAUGUUGUGAUCACUCAUUUUUAUCUUAUAAUUUUUAAUAAAUGAAGG
Molecule: messenger RNA, 1559 nt
Organism: Phaedon cochleariae (mustard beetle)
Lineage: Eukaryota; Metazoa; Arthropoda; Insecta; Coleoptera; Chrysomelidae
Source: the annotation of a GenBank genome assembly